AUGCCCAGUCUGGUUCCGGUUUCCACAGCGUUCCAUCUUCGACGCACUUACUCACCUCCGUAUAACUACCCUCCUGAUAUGGUGCUCAAAGCCAUGGACGGUGUUUUAUUCUAUGUUCAUAGGCAUCUCCUUGAAUACAAGUCUGACAAUGGGUUCGGUGGGAUCUUCGCAGGCGAUAUGAACACGGGCCCCCACGACUCACUGCCCAUAUACAUGAUCGCUGAAGCUUCCACCGUCGUCAAUUGCAUGUUACAUAUUCUUUACAAAAUGUCUUCCCGCCUCUAUGCACCCGAUCUUCCUACCAUUUCCGAAACAUUCAGAGCCCUGAGAGGAUAUGGAUGCUCACUAUCUGAGAACAUUCCGCAGGGAUCAGAGAUAUUCACGGAUCUCAUCGCACAUGUGGCGGAUCCGAACUCCGAUGCCCUCGAAGUGUUCAAAAUUGCGGCCUCCAACUCGUUUGAGGAGCUCGCGGUACCAUCUUCAUUCUACGCCCUCCGCACGCCAAUUCCUUCCAUUGACGAGGCAACGGCCGUAGCUAUCGGCCCAACAUACAUGCUUCGUCUCUCUAAGCUUCACGACAACAGGCUACUCGCGCUAAAGAAUCUCCUACAGGAACUUCCCGAUAUACAUGAGGACAUGCCAGCAUGCGAUUCAGUGAAGCAGCGUAGAUUGAGGACAUCAUACUACCUCUUGGGUGCCCAACUUGCGUGCCGCGGCGAGCCGUUCAUCACUGGCGCUUGGCUUGGUGCAUGUUAUGAGAAGCUGAUACAAGAGGUGGGAUGCAAUACAUGCAAGGGAAAAAUAAGGGACCAAGUCCGAAACAUAGUUGAGAAAUGGGAGCAAGUUGAGAAGACUAUCUGA
Molecule: messenger RNA, 861 nt
Organism: Cantharellus anzutake
Lineage: Eukaryota; Fungi; Basidiomycota; Agaricomycetes; Cantharellales; Hydnaceae
Exons: 2
Coding region: 1-861 (286 amino acids)
Source: RefSeq, a predicted model, not a curated record